AUGUUAUUUCCUGCUUUGCUGCUGCUGGCGCUGUCUUCAGUGGUAGGUUCAAAAGAGUGCCCUCACCACUGCCUCUGCUACGAACACUCGGAUUUGGUGGACUGCCGAGCGCGCGGGUUCCUCCAAGUGCCCCAUGGCCUGUCCCAUGGCACCUGGCUGCUGGACCUGGGUGGUAACUUGCUGAUGGAAGUGAGGAGCCGUGCCUUUGCCGGACUUUGGUCACUGCGUGUCCUGGUGCUGUCUGAUAGUGGAAUCCAGCUGCUGCAACCCGAGGCCUUCUACUCCCUCUCCUUUCUGGAGAAGCUGGACAUGAGCCGUAACAAGCUGCGCCGGCUGCCGUCGGACUUCUCCCACAGUCUGUCCUCGGUCCGGGAGCUCCGGCUGGACCACAACACCCUUGAGCGGCUGGAAGUCUCCAGCCUGGAGCACCUGGAGAGCCUGGAGAAGCUGGACCUCAGCCACAACCACAUCACCUUCCUCCAGCCAGGAGCCUUCCGGGGCCUGUCUCGACUGCGCCACCUCUACCUCCAUGCCAACCAGCUGGGAGCUGUGCGCCAUGGUUCCCUGUCCAUGCUGCCCGUCCUGGAGGCCCUGCAGCUGGGCCAGAACAACAUCACUCACAUCGACACGGAAGCUCUGGCUCCCCUGCACAGCCUCACCCUGCUGGGCCUAGAGGGAAACCAGCUGCAGCACCUUAAGUUCAAGACCUUCUUGAGCCUCCACACGGCCGGCACCCACCUGCAGCUAGCUGGCAACCCGUGGAACUGCGACUGCGACCUGCACCGGGUCUUCAGCAAGCUGCUGAGUGUGCGCCACUUGCACGUUGACGACUACCACAACGUGACGUGCCGCGAGCCUUUGCAGCUGGCGGGUGCCUCGCUGGCGUGGGUGGACAGUCAGUUGUGCAUGGCAGAGACGGCCACCGUGCUGGUCAUCACUGUGACGGUGCUGGUUACCGUGUUGGCAGCUGUGGUUAUGGCUGAGCACACCCGCAAGAAGAACCAACGUGGCGGCAAGAGCUGGGAUGCUGAGUCGCAGUCCCAGGAGAGGUGA
Salvelinus namaycush (lake trout) is the source of this 1053-nucleotide messenger RNA. Its product is annotated as leucine-rich repeat-containing protein 4C. Gene Ontology annotation, molecular function: protein binding. The record is from RefSeq and is a predicted model, not a curated record. Gene Ontology annotation, cellular component: plasma membrane. Bases 1 to 1053 code for a protein of 350 amino acids. The transcript is spliced from 2 exons. NCBI's taxonomy places the organism in Eukaryota, Metazoa, Chordata, Actinopteri, Salmoniformes, Salmonidae.